Colletotrichum paranaense is the source of this 687-nucleotide messenger RNA. RefSeq lists its product as uncharacterized. The transcript has a single exon. Bases 1 to 687 code for a protein of 228 amino acids. Lineage: Eukaryota; Fungi; Ascomycota; Sordariomycetes; Glomerellales; Glomerellaceae. The record is from RefSeq and is a predicted model, not a curated record. Gene Ontology annotation, molecular function: carbon-sulfur lyase activity.
AUGGAUGGACAGCCUGUUAGACGACCCUACAAAGGCUCAUGCCAUUGCGGUGCGACGCAAUACAUCGUCUUCCUCUCGUUUCCUCACACACUACCUCCGGCGCGUGUCCCCAGGGCCGAACCGCGAACGCAUCAAGACUUCUACAGAUGCAACUGCACCACCUGCCACAAAGCCGGAAUCUUUCACAUGCGCCUCGCCUCGGCCCCUGAUGACUUUCUUCUCCUUAAGCCCCUCGACCCGUGCAACGACUUGGGCGACUAUACGGUCUAUGAGAAAGACCUGCACUUUCUCUUUUGCAAAGGUUGCGGCAUGCGUUGCUUCACUUUUAUGGGGAAGGGCGAGGUGGUGGACGUAGAUCUAACGGUUCUAGGAGUCGGCGCUGGGACCGACUCCGGGUCGGAGGAGAAGGAGGCCCGUAGCAAAGGCGGGCCGGUGGCUACGGCGACGGCGGGCGAGAAGAGCAUGACAAAGGUGUGGAGACCGAAGAAGGAGGGGUGGGUGGAGGGCAAGAAGUUCGGAAGCUAUUUGAGUGUCAACGGAUAUUCCGUCGACGCCGGUCAGGAGGGAUUCGAUCUACGCGAGAUAACGGAGAAGAAGUGGGUUGGGUAUUGCGAUUGGCUUGAGUUGCAUUCCGAAGGGUCUCAAGGGACUCGACAUGAUCGGCCCUGGGAAGGCGGCGCUUAUUGA